Molecule: messenger RNA, 450 nt
Organism: Peniophora sp. CBMAI 1063
Lineage: Eukaryota; Fungi; Basidiomycota; Agaricomycetes; Russulales; Peniophoraceae
Source: the annotation of a GenBank genome assembly
AUGACUUCGUACGACAAGGACCCAUUCUACCUCCGUUACUAUGCCGGCCAUUCAGGCCAACACGGACACGAGUUCCUCGAGUUCGAGUACUCGCAUGGUCGUCUGCGAUAUGCCAACAACUCGAACUACCGCAAUGACUCGCUCAUUCGUAAAGAGAUGUGGGUCGGGCCGCUCGUGGUGAAGGAGCUUAAGAGGAUCGUGGAGUCGAGCGAGAUUACCAAGGAGGACGACACGAACUGGCCGAAGAAGAACGUCGUCGGCAAGCAAGAACUCGAAGUCCGUAUCGGGAAUGAGCAUGUUGCGUUCGAGACCGCGAAGAUCGGUUCGCUCGUCGAUAUAUCCGACAGCGAAGACCCCGAGGGUCUUCGUGUGUUCUACUACCUCGUCCAGGACUUGAAGUGCUUCAUCUUCUCUCUCAUCUCCCUCCACUUCAAGAUCAAACCCAUCUAG